CCGGCGAGUCUCCCCGCAUCCGGUCUCCGCCUCUGGCAGCCGUGGGACAGCUCCCCAAACGGCCGCGGGCGCCGCCUGCCCCCGGGGAAACCGUAGUUCCCCGGGCCGGAAGUGGGUGUCGGACCGCCGGAAGCCGUAGGCCCCCAGAAAGCCGGAAGUGGGGUCGGAGCCGUCGGGAAGUGUAGUUUCGCGGGAGUCGCAAGCGCGGCCAGCCGCCGGAGACAUGGCGGGCCUGGAGCUCCUGUCGGACCAGGGCUACCGGGUGGACGGACGGCGCGCCGGGGAGCUGCGCAAGAUCCAGGCGCGGAUGGGCGUGUUCGCGCAGGCCGACGGCUCGGCCUACAUCGAGCAAGGCAACACCAAGGCGCUGGCGGUGGUCUACGGGCCGCACGAGAUCCGGGGCUCCCGGGCUCGAGCCCUGCCAGACAGGGCCCUGGUGAACUGUCAGUAUAGCUCUGCGACCUUCAGCACAGGCGAACGCAAGCGACGACCGCAUGGGGACCGAAAGUCUUGCGAGAUGGGCCUGCACCUACGUCAGACAUUUGAGGCAGCCAUCCUAACACAGCUGCACCCACGUUCCCAGAUAGAUAUAUAUGUGCAGGUGCUGCAGGCAGAUGGUGGGACCUACGCAGCUUGUGUGAAUGCAGCCACGCUGGCAGUGCUGGAUGCGGGAAUACCCAUGCGGGACUUUGUGUGUGCCUGCUCAGCUGGCUUUGUGGACAACACAGCCCUGGCGGACCUCAGCCAUGUGGAAGAGGCAGCUGGUGGCCCCCAGCUGGCCCUGGCCUUGCUGCCGGCCUCAGGCCAGAUUGCACUGCUUGAAAUGGAUGCUCGGCUACAUGAGGACCACCUGGAACAGGUGCUAGAGGCGGCUGCCCGGGCUGCCCGUGAUGUGCACACUGUGCUGGACCGUGUGGUUCGGCAGCAUGUACGCGAGGCCUCUAUUUUGCUGGGGGACUGAGCAUCUGGCCCCCCAUGCCCAGAAUAAAACUCACAUACAAUC
This is a messenger RNA of Canis lupus familiaris (dog), 1003 nucleotides long. RefSeq names its product exosome component 4 (gene EXOSC4). Lineage: Eukaryota; Metazoa; Chordata; Mammalia; Carnivora; Canidae. Gene Ontology annotation, biological process: poly(A)-dependent snoRNA 3'-end processing; nuclear mRNA surveillance; rRNA catabolic process. Gene Ontology annotation, cellular component: cytoplasmic exosome (RNase complex); nuclear exosome (RNase complex); nucleolus. The coding region runs from base 224 to 961 and encodes 245 amino acids. The transcript is spliced from 3 exons. The record is from RefSeq and is a predicted model, not a curated record.